UGUUUUCAACUCUUUCUACUGAACAGUCGCUUCACAUCUCUCUCCGAAUCAAAACCGGUUUCUUUUCAGCGCCUGCGCAGUGCUCGUUCUAUCAGCCGGCAUUCGUAUAUUUUUGUUUGUGUUCCAAAAGCAGAGCAUUUCAAAUUACUCAAUUUACAGUCUCGAUGGCACCGCUACGUUGGGGAAUUGCUAGUGCAGGCAAAAUUUCGCACGAUUUUACCAAUGCACUAUCCACUUGGCCAAAAGAAUCCCAUCUGAUGGUCGCCGUAAGCGCACGCAAACUGGAUGAUGCCAAAAAGUUCGCUAAGUUACAUGGCAUCGAAAAGUACUACGAAGGCUACGAGGCAUUGGCCAAGGAUCCAAACGUUGACGUUGUUUACAUCGGAGCGAUCAACACGACGCAUUACGAGCUGGGACUUUUGAUGUUAAAUAAUGGAAAACACGUUUUGUGUGAGAAGCCACUUUGCAUGAAUGAAGGCCAAUCAAAGCGGCUGCUUGCUCAUGCUGCAGAAAAGAAAUUGUUCUUCAUGGAAGCAAUCUGGUCCAGAUUUUUUCCGGCGUAUAUUCAUUUGAAGAAUCGCAUCGAUGCCGGUGAUAUGGGCGAAAUAAAAGAGGUCGAUGUCGAGUUUGGUUUCGAGUUGUCUGAUGUGGAUAGACUUCGACUGAAAAGUCUGGGAGGUGGUACGGUACUUGACUUGGGUGUUUACACAAUUCAAGUCAGUCUGUGGGCCCUGCGCGCAGAACCAUCGAAAGUCAUCGCGAAAGGGCAACUCAAUGAAGAAGGCGUUGAUAUGGAAGUCGAAGCAGUGUUGCACUUUCCAAAUGGAGCAGUGGCAAAGAUUAAAACAAGUGCACUGAAACCCUUGAGAAACACGGCAAUCAUCCGUGGCACUAAAGGUUCGAUAACGCUGCACGAUUUCUGGAGCUCAACUGCACUGACAGAUAUUGAUGGAUCACGCAAGGAGUUCCCACUUCCCAAAGCUCGGCACGGUUUCAACUUCAUCAACAGUUGCGGUUUGCGAUACGAGGCAGAGGAAACGCGCCAGUGCAUUAACGCGGGUAAGCUGGAAUCCCUCUCGGUACCGCACAGUGAGAGUUUGCGCAUUGCCCGUAUACAGGACGAGAUAAGAAAACAAAUAGGCGUUCGGUUCCCAGAGGACGAACAGUUCAAAUCGUAAUCACCUGAUGGCCCGGAGACCGCCCGAGCAAAUGAGAUACAGAAUAUUUACAGGGAAGACAAAAUACGAUGGUGAUAGUGAUACAAUAUGGGAGUCACACAUCACGCAAUCAUUUGAGUGGAAUAAAUAUUUGAAUAAAAUUAUAUACAAUUGGUUGCCUGUUUACAUGUUCGAAAAGAAUGCAAUUGAUUGGAAAUUAUCGUGAUCGUGAAAAAUCGUAUUCAAUCCACCUUAGCAGUUUGAUAAUAACCUUCCUAGAAAUAAUGUUAAUAAAGCUACAAAGCAUUGUUUCUUUUCGUUUG
This is a messenger RNA of Topomyia yanbarensis, 1480 nucleotides long. Its product is annotated as trans-1,2-dihydrobenzene-1,2-diol dehydrogenase-like. Gene Ontology annotation, molecular function: nucleotide binding. The transcript has 3 exons. The record is from RefSeq and is a predicted model, not a curated record. The coding region runs from base 165 to 1178 and encodes 337 amino acids. Lineage: Eukaryota; Metazoa; Arthropoda; Insecta; Diptera; Culicidae.